AGAAUUCUCAGUAUUGAUUCAGCUAUGGAACGAAUAACAUUAGGAACUUUUCUGCUCUUCAGCUUUGCUUUGUCAAGCUUUGGGGCAUACACCGAUCCACAUUGGCAGAGUGGAAGAAGCACAAUGGUUCAUUUGAUGGAUUGGAGAUGGACUGAUAUUGCUUUGGAAUGUGAGACUUUUUUGGGACCUAAUGGAUAUGCUGGAGUUCAAGUAAGUCCAGCAAAUGAAUACAACGUGUUUGAUGAUGAUCGUUCAUGGAUGGAACGUUAUGGUCCAGUAAGUUAUAUUCUUACAACAAGAUCAGGAAAUGAAGCUGCAUUCGCAGUCAUGACAAGGCGUUGUAAUGCUGUCGGUGUUAGAAUUUAUGUUGAUGUUGUCUUUAACCAUAUGACUGGAAGUGGACGAUUAGGUUCAGCUGGAAACACUGCAGAUCCACCAAAUCGUAACUAUCCAGGAGUUCCUUUCACAGCAGAGCAUUUUAAUCCAUCAUGCAACAUUAAUAACUGGAAUAAUGGAAUUGAAAUUCGUAAUUGUGAAUUGUUAGGACUUCCAGAUCUUAACCAAGGAAAUGAGUAUGUCAGAACAAAGAUUGUCGACUUUUUGAAUCACUUAAUUGACCUUGGAGUGGCUGGAUUCCGUGUUGAUGCAAUGAAGCAUAUGUGGCCCGGUGAUCUUGAAGUCAUUUGGAGUCGUCUGAAGAAUCUUAAUACAGGCCAUGGGUUUGCAGCUAAUUCACGACCAUUUGUUGUUGGAGAAGUUAUUGCUGGAUAUAGUGUUGCAAAUGAUGGAUUCCUUGCUAGUGAUUAUUUCCCAUUAGGAACUGUCACUGAAUUCCGUUAUUCGCAAGAAAUCUCUCGAGUUUUUGGUGGAAAUGAUCUUCUUAGGUGGCUUCAAAAUUUCGGUGAAGGAUGGGGUUUCUGGCCUUCGAAGUAUGCUCUCACUUUUGUCGACAAUCAUGACAAUCAACGUGAUGGACACGUGUUAACAUACAAAAGUGGAAGAACUUACGAAAUGGCAACAGCUUUUCAUAUGGCAUGGCCUUAUGGAGUUCCAAGAAUUAUGAGUUCAUUCAACUUUACUACUCGCGAUCAAGGACCACCACGUGAUGCAGUAGGAAAUAUUGUUGCUCCAACAUUUAAUGCAGCAGGACAGUGCACAAAUGGAUGGGUUUGUGAGCAUAGAUGGCAUCAAAUCAAAGAGAUGGUUAAGUUCAGAAAUGUUGCUGGAAGUGCAGCUGUAGCUAAUUGGUGGGACAACGGAAGUAAUCAAAUUGCAUUCUCGAGAGGAAAUCGAGCAUUUAUUGCCUUCAAUGGACAAUUUGGAGUGCAUUUAAGUGCAACUUUACAGACGGGACUCGCAGCUGGAACUUAUUGCGAUAUUGCUACUGGAGUAAAAUCAGGAAGUUCUUGUACCGGUGGAUCUGUUACAGUUGCAACUGGUGGAACUGCCAACAUCUUUUUAAGUGCUAAUGUACCACAAGGAUUUAUUGCUAUUCAUGCUGACAGUCGAUUUAUUAAUUUAGCUAUGGGACGAGUAACAUUAGGAACUUUAUUGCUCUUCAGCUUUGCUUUGUCAAGUUUUGGGGCAUAUACGGAUCCCCAUUGGUGGAGUGGCAGAAGUGCAAUGGUUCAUUUGAUGGAUUGGAGAUGGGUUGAUAUUGCAAAUGAAUGUGAAUCAUUUUUAGCUCCAAAUGGAUAUGCUGGAGUACAAGUUAGUCCAGCAAAUGAAUAUAAUGUCUUUGAUGAUGAUCGUUCAUGGAUGGAACGUUACGGUCCAGUAAGUUAUAUUCUUACAACAAGAUCAGGAAAUGAAGCUGCAUUCGCUGAUAUGACAAGGCGUUGUAAUGCUGUCGGUGUCAGAAUUUAUGUUGAUGUCGUCGUUAAUCACAUGACAGGAAGUGGACGAUUAGGUUCAGCUGGUAAUAUUGCAGAUCCACCAAACCGUAACUAUCCAGGAGUUCCUUUCACAGCAGAGCAUUUUAAUCCAUCAUGCAAUAUUAAUAACUGGAAUAAUGGUGUUGAAAUUCGUAAUUGUGAACUUUUGGGACUUCCAGAUCUUAACCAAGGAAAUGAAUAUGUCAGAACAAAGAUUGCAGCAUUUUUAAAUCACUUGAUUGAUCUUGGAGUUGCUGGAUUCCGUGUUGAUGCAAUGAAGCAUAUGUGGCCAGGUGAUCUUGAAGUCAUUUGGAGUCGUCUCAAGAAUUUGAAUACAGCUCAUGGGUUCGCAGCUAAUUCACGGCCUUUUGUUGUUGGAGAAGUAAUUGCUGGAUUUAGCGUUGCAAACGAUGGAUUCCUCGGUAGUGAAUAUUUCCCAUUAGGAACCAUCACUGAAUUCCGUUACUCUCAGGAAAUUUCCCGAGUUUUUGGUGGAAAUGAUCUUUUGAAGUGGCUUCAAAGCUUUGGUGAAGGAUGGGGAUUCUGGCCUUCGAAGUAUGCCUUAACAUUCGUUGAUAAUCACGACAAUCAACGUGAUGGACACGUGUUAACAUACAAAAGUGGAAGAACUUACGAAAUGGCAACAGCUUUUCAUAUGGCAUGGCCUUAUGGAGUUCCAAGAAUUAUGAGUUCAUUCAACUUUACUACUCGCGAUCAAGGACCGCCACGUGAUGCAGUAGGAAACAUUGUCGCUCCAACAUUCAAUGCAGCAGGACAGUGCACAAAUGGAUGGGUUUGUGAGCACCGAUGGCAUCAAAUCAAAGAGAUGGUUAAGUUCAGAAAUGUUGCUGGAAGUGCCGCUGUAGCUAAUUGGUGGGACAACGGAAGUAAUCAAAUUGCAUUCUCGAGAGGAAAUCGAGCAUUUAUCGCCUUCAAUGGACAAUUUGGAGUGCAUUUAAGUGCAACUUUACAGGCGGGACUCGCAGCUGGAACUUAUUGCGAUAUUGCUACUGGAGUAAAAUCAGGAAGUUCUUGUACCGGUGGAUCUGUUACAGUUGCAACUGGUGGAACUGCCAACAUCUUUUUGAGUGCUAAUGUACCACAAGGAUUUAUUGCAAUUCAUGCUGACAGCCGAUUGUAAUUUUUUUGAAAUUCAAAAUUUGGCAUUUUUCAAAUAAAAGCUUUUUAUGCUUAAAAGCAGCCUUUCAGUUGUACAAAUUUAAAUCAAAUGACUUGAAAGCUUUUAGAUUGUCUCUUGAAUGUUUUGUUGAUCAAAGCUUUAACAUUUCAUAUAGAUUACUUUUACAGUUUUUUUUGGCAUA
Molecule: messenger RNA, 3196 nt
Organism: Chironomus riparius
Lineage: Eukaryota; Metazoa; Arthropoda; Insecta; Diptera; Chironomidae
Source: the annotation of a GenBank genome assembly